AUGUCCCUUGAGACUCUUGAAAUACAUGCCUUUAGAUCGUCCAUAUCCCUGCCUAGAGUUGCAGCGGAGCUCUUGCGAGCUGUCACAGGUUUACGCACUGUCAAGCUCGGCUUCAGCAAUGGCGAUCUGUUCGAACUGGAGAGUCUCAUGGGAUGUGGUCAGACGAUCGAGACGUUAGAGAUCUCCCAUAAAGAUCCAAAACGUCGAUACAGUCCACAAAAACUCCAGCAGCUGACGAGCAGCUGUCCGAACUUGACUUCUAUUGGAUUGAACCUUGUCAGUCUGAGCCGCACCAUUCGUGCCAUGCGGCCAUAUGAGCCGCUCCAAGUAUCAACGUCAGCAAACUCUGAACCGGCUCUCCAUAAAUUUACGAGAUCGCUGCAAGUGCUUGCGCAACUACCAAGGCUCGAGCGGCUUUGCUUGACACACCGUCUACGGAGGAGCCGUAUCUACAACGCAUCUGAGCGCCGGUGGCAUUACGCACAAGUCGCUGACGAAAUCAUGCGGGUUCUUGCAGACAAUGGUUCCCCUGUGCACGUGCUCCAAUUCUGUCCUACUUGGACAUAUGAUGACGAUAUCCAUAAUGUUGUAUUUGAUGAGAGUGGCCACGCAUGGCCCAGAUACACGUACAAACGAGGUGUGGUGUCUCUAUUUGGAGAUUCAUCAGCCGGCACCAGGACUGUGGCUGUACCUGUGAAGGACGAUACCUCGGACUAA
This is a messenger RNA of Ascochyta rabiei, 717 nucleotides long. RefSeq lists its product as uncharacterized. Bases 1 to 717 code for a protein of 238 amino acids. NCBI's taxonomy places the organism in Eukaryota, Fungi, Ascomycota, Dothideomycetes, Pleosporales, Didymellaceae. The record is from RefSeq and is a predicted model, not a curated record. The transcript has 2 exons.